AGAAUCAACCUCUCAUUAAUGAAGAAACGCGUAAUGCUGGCCCAUUUGCUUUUAACGUUGAACAGCUGCAGAAACUUGUUGAUCCAAAAAAUUUAGAUUUGCUUCAAGAUUAUGGUGGUACUGACAAAAUUCUUGAUGGUUUGAGGGUCGAUCGUGAUUCUGGUCUAAGAGUCGAUCAAGAAGAUAUAUCCUUUCAAGAAAGACGAAAGCAUUUUGGAAAAAAUGUUUUACCAAAAGUCGAUCAGCAAUCAUUUCUCUCCCUGGUUUGGGACGCUUAUUGUGAUAAAACCCUAAUUUUAUUAAGUAUUGCUGCUUUUAUUUCUCUUGCUCUCGGUAUUAGUGAAGAUUUAUCGAAGUCUUCUGAUGAACCACAUCUUGGUUGGAUUGAAGGCACUGCAAUCCUUGUUGCUGUUGCUGUUGUAGUUCUUACGAACGCGAUAAAUGACUAUCAAAAGGAAAGCCAAUUUAGAAAACUUAACGAUAAAAAGGAUGAUCGUAAUAUCAAGCUUAUUCGAGAUGGUAAAGAGCAACAAAUUUCGGUUUUUGAAGUCAAUGUUGGCGACAUUAUG
Messenger RNA from Racocetra fulgida, 569 nucleotides. The record is from the annotation of a GenBank genome assembly. NCBI's taxonomy places the organism in Eukaryota, Fungi, Glomeromycota, Glomeromycetes, Diversisporales, Gigasporaceae.